AGUCCUUGCCUCCACCCACAAUGAUCCUGUCUCAGCUCUUUCAGGCUGGGUGGAUGAUCUUCCUCAGUCUCUCUCCUGUCUUUCUGUCUAUCCAUCCCAGCCUCUCCCUCCCAGGGACAGAGAUGUGCUUAGCCAUCCUUUCCCCGCCCCCGUCCCCGCCUCCUGGGAGGGAGGACUGGAGGAGGCAGGCUGGAACCUGAGCAGACGGGGUGGGGUGGGAUGUGACGGAGCUGGUUCUGGGCUGGGCAGGGCUGAGGAGGGUGAGGCUGAGGCUACUGCAGAGACAGCAGGAGAUAUGGCUGGGCCUGAGAAGGAGCAGAGCUGGAUCCCACGAAUCUUCAAGAAGAAAACUUGUACAACCUUUGUGGCUGAUCUCAGUGAUCCUGGGGGCAACCGAUGCCAGUGUGGUCACCGCCGGGAGUUUCACCCUUCUGUGGCAAUAGAAGAUGCCUUCGGAGCUGCUGUGGUCACAGUGUGGGAUGGGGAUCACCACACCACAGAAAAGCCCACUGAUGCCUAUGGAGACCUUGACUUCCAUGGGGCUGGUCGAGGUUUCAGCAAGUUCAUUCGGCUGUCUGACCGCACAGACCCUGCUGCAGCCUAUGCCCUGGUCACCCACACUUGGGGCUUCCCACCCCCCAACCUCGUGGUGUCUGUGCUGGGGGGCUCUGUAGGCCCUAGGCUGCAGCCCUGGCUCAGGGACCUGCUGCGUGGAGGGCUGGUGAGGGCUGCCCACAGCACCGGGGCCUGGAUUGUGACUGAGGGGCUCCACGCUGGCAUCAGUCGUCACGUUGGGGUGGCCGUGCAGGACCAUAACACAGCGGGCACAGGUUCCACCAAGGUCGUUGCCAUGGGCGUGGCCCCCUGGGGUGUAGUACGGAGGAGGGAGGCCCUCAUCAGCCCCAAGGGCCUGUUCCCUGCUCAGUACCAUUGGCGAGGAGAUGUUGACGAUGGAGCCCAAUACUCCCUGGACUAUAACUACUCUGCUUUCUUCCUGGUGGAUGAUGGGACUUACGGAAGCUUUGGGGGUGAGACACGUUUCCGAGCCAAGCUAGAGUCCUACAUCUCCCGGCAGAAGACUGGAGUUGGAGGCACUGGAAUCGACAUCCCUGUGCUCCUUCUCCUCAUUGAAGGGAAUGAAAAGAUGUUACAGCGUGUGGAAGAUGCCACCAAGGCUCGGCUGCCCUGCCUGCUAGUGGCAGGUUCUGGGGGUGCUGCUGACUGUCUUGCUGAGACAUUGGAGGAAGCCCUGGCUGUGAGGGAUUCCUCUUCCUCCUUUGGGACCCGAAGUAUAGGAGUCAGUGAACGGAUCCGGCGCUUCUUUCCCAAGGGGGACCUUGAAGUUCUUGGGGCUCAGAUAGAGAGAAUCAUGACUCAUCGGGAGAUGCUGACCGUGUAUUCUUCUGAUGAUGGUCCCGAGGAGUUUGAGACAGUGGUGCUGAGGGCUCUGGUGAAGGCCUGUGGCAGCUCAGAUGCAUCUGCAUACAUGGAUGAAUUACGUCUGGCCGUGGCCUGGAAUCGUGUGGACAUUGCACAGAGCGAGAUAUUCCGAGGGGACAUACACUGGCGGUCUUCGCACCUCGAGGUCUCCCUCCAGGAUGCUCUCGUGAAUGACCAGCCAGAGUUUGUGCGCCUCCUCGUCUCCCGGGGUCUCAGCCUCAGUCACUUCCUGUCCCCAGCCCGGCUGGCCCAGCUGUAUACGACUGCUCCCUCGGGCUCCCUGGCCCGACACCUGCUGGACCGUGUAGCCCCUGGUCCUGGGGCUGAUGGAGGCCGCAAGGAGAGCUCCGCCCCUGGUGCCCUCCCGGCCUCCCCUCUCCGAGAAGUGCACCUGCGGGAUGUGGGGCGGCUUCUUCGAGACCUGCUCGGGGCCACCUGUGCCCCUCAGUACCGUGAGGACACUGCAGUGGAUGACAUGGAGCCAGAUCCUUCUGGGGGCCACCGAGAGAGUAUGUGCCUCCUGAUGGACCCUACAUGGGACACCACCCUGGGGCAGGCCCCCUGGACUGACCUGCUGCUCUGGGCCCUGCUUCUGAAUCGGGCUCAAAUGGCUGUGUACUUCUGGGAGAUGGGUAGUAAUUCAGUGGCCUGUGCCCUGGGUUCUUGCCUCCUGCUUCGAGUCUUGGCCCGCCUGGAGCAUGAGGCUGAGGAAGCUGCCAGGAGAAAGGAACUGGCAGCCAAAUUUGAGGGGCUUGCCAUGAAUCUGUUUGCAGAGUGUCACCGAAACAGCGAGUCCCGAGCCACCUGCCUCCUCCUACACCGGUCCCCACUCUGGGGGGGCGCUACCUGCCUCCAACUGGCAACACAAGGUGAUGCCAGGGCGUUCUUCGCACAGGAUGGGGUGCAGUCCCUGCUGACCGAGAAGUGGUGGGGAGAAAUGGACAGCAGCACUCCCGUUUGGGCCCUGGUCCUCACCUUCUUCUGUCCCCCAUUCAUCUAUACCAACCUGAUCAAUUUUAGACCCAUAGAUGAGGAGCUGCUGAAGAGAGAGCAGUGGGGGCCAAAUGUGGAUGGCAUCAACAGUGAACGCCCCUCCGGGCUGGUAGACUUCUCAGAGAAGCCCCAGAAGCCAAGGACCAGGACGCCCUCAGGGGCACGAGGGAGCUGCUGGUGCCCAGAUCAGCUGCAGUGGGCCCGAUGCCUCCGUCGCUGGACCCAAUUCUGGGGGGCUCCGGUGACAAUCUUCCUGGGCAACGUGGUCAGUUACCUCCUGUUCCUCUUGCUCUUUGCACGGGUUCUACUGCUAGACAUCCAGCCCGAAUCACCCACUGCCAUCGAGUUCAUUCUCUACCUCUGGGUCUUCACGUUGUUGUGUGAGGAACUUCGACAGGGCCUGUCGGGGGGCUGGGGGAACCUUGGGGUUGGCACGCCCUCAGGGCCUGGGAGGCUGCCUCUGAGUCGGCGGCUUCACCUUUACCUUGCUGACACCUGGAACCAGUGUGAUCUCAUUGCCCUCGGCCUCUUCUUUGUGGGUCUCAGCUGCAGGGACUUUCUGAGAGACUUUUCGCCCCAGUACCCGGCAGAUGGGUUUCUCCGGUGGCUGUUUUUCCCUUCCUUCACGCACAGGCUAACGACGGAGCUGCACCAACUGGGCCGGGCAGUGCUCUGCCUGGACUUCAUGGUCUUCACCCUGCGGCUGCUGCACAUCUUCACAGUCAAUAAGCAGCUCGGACCCAAGAUUGUGAUUGUGCACAAGAUGAUGAAGGAUGUCUUCUUCUUCCUUUUCUUCCUGGGUGUGUGGCUUGUGGCUUAUGGUGUGGCCACUGAGGGGCUGCUCCGGCCACAGGACCGUGACCUGAUGGCCAUCCUAAGACGGGUUUUUUACAGGCCCUACCUGCAGAUCUUUGGCCAGGUCCCCCAGGGAGACAUGGAUGUGACCCUGAUGCAGCAGGAAAACUGUUCCAAGGAACUCGGCAUGUGGGCCCGGCCUCCAGGGUCCCCCUCAGGCUCCUGUGUCUCCGUUUAUGCCAACUGGCUGGUGUUGCUGCUUCUGGUCAUCUUUCUGCUGGUGGCCAAUGUGCUUCUGCUCAACCUUCUCAUCGCCAUGUUCAGUUACACCUUUGGAAAGGUGCAAGGAAACAGCGACCUAUACUGGAAGUUUCAGCGCUAUGGGCUGAUACGAGAGUUCCACAACCGCCCAGCCCUGGCCCCACCCUUCAUCAUCUUCUCCCACAUCCUCCUCCUGCUGAGGCAUCCCAGGUGCAGCCUCCACCAGCGGAUCCCCCCCUCACCAGAGGACUUCAGGCUGCACCUGUCUGACAAGGCAGAGAGGACGUUGCUGACCUGGGAGUCUGUGCAGAAAGAGAACUUGCUCCUUGUCCAAGCCCGGGACAAGAGGGAGAGUGAUUCAGAGAGGCUCCGGAGAACCUCUCAUAAGGUAGACACAGUCCUGAAGCAUCUGGGUCAGAUUCGGGCUUAUGAGCAGCGUCUGGUGGGGCUGGAGCAUGAGGUCCGUCACUGCAGCCAACUGCUCAGCAGGGUGGUUGAGGCUCUGAGUCGCUCUGAGCUGAUCUCACCAGCCGUCCCCACUCAACCCCUGAAAGAAUGAACCCUUGGGGCUGGACACCAAAGGACUCCCAUCCCCUUGAAACACAGGACUCAGGGCCAUCCUUCUCUGUCCUUCAAGUUCAACCUAUCAGGGACAAUCUCCAUCUUCAGGUCUCCAGUCUAAAAGGACCCUUCCAUUUCCUAGGGGCCUCUCAGGGAGUGAUCUUUCACUCUCUUGGACCCUCUUUACAUGGCCAUUUCAAUCCCCAGGAAGAUGGCCACAUUGACAAUAACCCCAUCACCAAAAAACCAUCACCAGGUGCCUCCCCCUAUCCGCAGUUGUCCAAUCUAAAAUGACCCCUGCCCCAGGCAGCAAGAUCCAAGUCCAAGGAUCAAGUCUGAGGAUGACAAAGAGGCAUUCAGGCAACCCUGGACUGUGGGGAUACCUCAGGGAACCAGGGCCUGGGUCAGGGCCAGGGGUUCUACCCCUCUCCCCAGUGUCUAAAAUCUGCAAAGGCUGUAAAUAAAGACCAAUUUGUAAGAUG
Messenger RNA from Trichosurus vulpecula (common brushtail), 4532 nucleotides. It is a transcript of the gene TRPM4, whose product is annotated as transient receptor potential cation channel subfamily M member 4. The transcript has 25 exons. Gene Ontology annotation, cellular component: membrane. Bases 296 to 4048 code for a protein of 1250 amino acids. Lineage: Eukaryota; Metazoa; Chordata; Mammalia; Diprotodontia; Phalangeridae. Gene Ontology annotation, molecular function: ligand-gated calcium channel activity; calcium-activated cation channel activity. The record is from RefSeq and is a predicted model, not a curated record. Gene Ontology annotation, biological process: calcium ion transmembrane transport.